CACGAUCGUCCACCUUGUUAUAAAAUACAAAAGUUGUAACAAUAAAAUAUUUGGAUUUGCACUAUAAAUAUACCCAAAGAGGUGUUAGGUUUAUAUAAUCAUAGCCGAAAUACCAAAACGAGAAUCAGAGAUAAUAGUUUUUAUAUCUUGCACGAAACUGCAUGUUUUCGUAGACAUGGCAAUCUUCCGAAGUACACUGCUUUUAUUGCUUAUCCUCUUCUGUCACAUCACUUAUGAGCUUCAUGUUCACGCUGCUGAAGGUGCACAAGUCGGUGAAGGCGUAGUGAAAAUUGAUUGUGAUGGAAGAUGCAAAGGUAGAUGCAGCAAGUCGUCGAGGCCGAAUCUGUGUUUGAGAGCAUGCAACAGCUGUUGUUCCCGCUGCAACUGUGUGCCACCAGGCACAGCCGGAAACCACCACCUCUGCCCUUGCUAUGCCUCCAUUACCACUCGUGGUGGUCGCCUCAAGUGCCCUUAAUUUAUACGUAUCACCGCAGCUAUAGUACUGUUAUAUAGUUUGAAGGAUAAAAUGUAUAAGAAAUAACUUAAGUUAAUGGUUCCUGAAAA
Messenger RNA from Camelina sativa (false flax), 564 nucleotides. RefSeq names its product gibberellin-regulated protein 3. The record is from RefSeq and is a predicted model, not a curated record. NCBI's taxonomy places the organism in Eukaryota, Viridiplantae, Streptophyta, Magnoliopsida, Brassicales, Brassicaceae.